This is a messenger RNA of Penicillium coprophilum, 1173 nucleotides long. RefSeq lists its product as uncharacterized. The record is from RefSeq and is a predicted model, not a curated record. The transcript has 2 exons. Bases 1 to 1173 code for a protein of 390 amino acids. Lineage: Eukaryota; Fungi; Ascomycota; Eurotiomycetes; Eurotiales; Aspergillaceae.
AUGUUUGUGCGAUCCGUCUUGAUGGGUGGCGCCGCUGCUCUUGGCGCCAGCGCCCUGCUGGUUGUCCCCGAGAUGGAAUCUAAAGUCGAUACGAUUGAGGAUGGAUUUGUCAAUAUCCAGCCUAUGCUUAUGCAGGAAGUUCAUCAUGCGAUUGUUGACCUACCCUGCUCGGAAUGUCCAUCCCGUGAAACCAACGACGAAGGUGUUGUUAGCUGGACGGAGGGCAAACCAUCAUCACUGACUCUGGAUUUCUCGAUCGAAGACAACCGCCUACUAGCCAACGGCCGUCAAAUCUUCCCACCGGCCCCGCCCAUUCCAAUUCUUGCUGUGCAACAAAAUGAAGAGGGAGAGGACUCCAACCCAAUGCCUGUUGGAUAUGCGCUUGAAAUUAUGCCCAUGGAGGCGCCAUCUGACGAGCCGGGCUACGAACUAUUGGAUGUUCGAUUCACUGUUCUCGACCUGGAGACCCACCCAGUUCCUGUCGAUACCGUUGCGAUCACCGUUCUACAGGAUCCCAACGGCGAGCUCUUCAUCGCUCGGACUGUUAUCGAAAACACCACCCCUGCCUCCGACCGCUUAUCUUGGAAGGAGUGCCAUGGCAAGGCUAAAUGCUUGCAGGAACUACUGGUCUAUCGCAUCCGGGGUCUCUUGGCUGGCGCGAAGGCUCGUGUGAUGGGCAUGGCCAAAGCCGGCCGCAAGGGCUGCCAUGGCAAAUCCAAGGGCAAGGCAAUGGGUCAUCACGAAGAAGGCCAUAGCGGUAUGCCUUUCCCUCCCCCGCCUCCCUUCGGAAAGGAUGGCCCUGGGCGUGAAAUGUUUGGCCCCGGUGGUCACCAUGCCCAUUCUCACGGCUCCGCUCGUCCCCACCAGCACCACCCAUACCACGGCGCCUUCGCUCGUGCCUUCUCUCGCAUUGUGCACUUUGUCGUUGUCCCAGCUGUUCUAGGUGUCCUAGCUGGGUUGACUGCCAGUGCAAUUGGCAUGCUGGUCGGUCAGGCUGUAGUCUUCCUCUGGCGACGCUACCGCGGCACCACUUCUGCGGAGCACAGGGCCGCUUGGGAGGACGGCGAGGCCUCCGAAAAGCAGGGUCUCAUGACUAUCCCUCGUUCCUCCGAGGAAGUCCUUCCUGAGUACACUGAGCCUUCUGAGGCCCGAGGAUCAUUCGACAAGAACUAA